GCAAGAAUUGUUGGAUCUUCAAUCGUUUUUUCUUUUAUCUUAUUUAUAGCUGAGGACUUCAGUCGUAUAUUUAUUCUCUUUUAAGAUUCCGGUUGUAGAAUCAAUAGGAAGCGAGCCGGAAUUUAAAAUGUUUUAUUCAGGAAUAGGAGGAAAUGCGCCAUAUCGCCACUUCAUCUCAUACUGUAAAUGAGGAAAAAGUAGAGAGAGCUAUGUAAAAGGAAUAAAGUUAAUGAAGUAGUGGUAGAGGUCAUCAUUAUUGGCUAUGAUGGAAUUGUCGUUGCAAAUUCGAAUGAAAGCCAUAAAUUUGAUUUUACAAAGAAAUAUUUAUUUGAAAUUUUAUCUACAUAUUCUCAAGAGAAAAAAUAACAAGAAACUUUGAUCUGAUAUAAAUCAAACCUUACUAAAACAGGAUUGAAAUUUAUGGUCCAUAUCAGAAUGCAGGCACAUGCGAAACUUUGGUUAAUUUCGUUAUUGAUUGAUCAUUACUCAUGCAUGAAGUCAAGAAUUUUUAAUGAAAGUUACGAGGAUUCAGAAGAAAAAAAGAAAGAAAGAAAACACAUGCAGUAAUAUAAAAGAUGGUGGGAGGUAUAUAGAAGUUGGAAUUAAUGAGAACAUAGCAAUACAAAAGUUGAAAAAUAACAAGAAUGCCUUAGGAAUAUUUAGUUUCAGCUUUUUAAUAAGGAACCAAGAUAAGAUAUGAUACAAGGGAGUACGAUUGCAGGAAUUGAGCCAACUUAUGAAAAUAUAUCGUCAGGAAAAUACAUAUUAGCAAGACCUCUAUACGUUUACAUAAAGAGAGAACACUUAAAUACCGUUGAUGGACUAAAAGAAUUCAUUAGAGAAGUUAUAGAUUCAAUCAAUACUGAAGGUGAAUACCUAUCUAAGCUCGGUCUGAUUCCACUUUUGAAUAAAGACGACAUAAAAAAAGUUGUU
Brugia malayi is the source of this 933-nucleotide messenger RNA. The record is from the annotation of a RefSeq genome assembly. Lineage: Eukaryota; Metazoa; Nematoda; Chromadorea; Rhabditida; Onchocercidae.